This is a messenger RNA of Silurus meridionalis, 6975 nucleotides long. It is a transcript of the gene setd5, whose product is annotated as SET domain containing 5. The record is from RefSeq and is a predicted model, not a curated record. NCBI's taxonomy places the organism in Eukaryota, Metazoa, Chordata, Actinopteri, Siluriformes, Siluridae. Gene Ontology annotation, molecular function: protein binding. The transcript has 26 exons. The coding region runs from base 616 to 5172 and encodes 1518 amino acids.
GCAGCCGCGGUCGAUGCCGGUGAGGAGGGGGAUGGGCGCCACUGCAAAUGUUCAGGACCUGAGCUAGAAUCACAGCCUUGUAACACACAGAGCUGUACCUACCCCAAAUAAAUAUCGACUAUCAUUAUUAUUAAACAACAUUAUAAAUGGAUGCAACCAGCCGGGAUUCAAAAUAACACUUGAAGGAAGUGCUAUGACCCAAUCAGAAAAGGGUAUGAAACUUUCACUCAGUGCGUGAGGGACAGUGAGAAGUUUGGAAGGGACCCCGGGAGAGGGAGCUGCCUCUCGGCUUAAGGCUCGCAGGAAAAGCCGAGGUCAUAAGAAGAGGCCUCGCAGUCUGAUGCGUUUUGAUGUUGGAAUAUUUAUAUACAGCCAGUUACCUCAAUAGGAUAUUUAAUCCGAACUGAGCUGGAAUGAAGGACUGGGUCUCCUGAUGUGUGUCAGGUGCUGUGAGUGGCAUUGCAGCACGCCACCUCAGGAGUGGACUGUCUCUGCCAUCCGGAUUUCGUGAUUCCCUCUUCCCUCCCCCCUCCUCUCCUUUCCCCCUGUCCCUCCAUCCCUAUUCCCCCCCCCUUCCCCCUUUCCCCCCUCCCUUGCGGCGCUGUGCUUGAAGUCAUGAGCAUAGCAAUCGCACUGGGAGUCACCACACCUGAGACACCUUACACAGACAUGGCCGCCGGAUCAGAUCCUGAGUCAGUGGAAGCGAGUCCUGCAGUGAAUGAGAAGACCUACUCAAACCACAGCUGUGGGAGUGCACAGAAUCAUGGAUACCGGGGCCUGCCCUAUGCUAUGCAACAGUCUUCCAUUGUGUGUUGUCAGGAUCAUAACUAUGGAGCGCCACCCCCUCCUACCCCUCCUGCCUCCCCACUCUCCCAGACCAUCAUUCCCCGCCUGGAGCUCAAUGGCGCUCUUGGCCGUCCCCGAUCCCGUUUCCACACCAACGACCCUGACAACUCGGCCGACAGCGACAGCUCGUCGGAGGAAGAGGGUGCCGUGCCAUCAGGCUGGUGCCAGUGCCGCCUGACGUCAGAUCGCUACCUCAUAAAAUGCGAGAGCUGCAGGGGUCUGGACAGGAGGAAAGGACUGGAUGGCCAGCGCCGGAAAACAGACAAUGUGUCAGUAGGAGAAAGCAGUGCUACAGAGAGUGGAGAUGAGGAGGUCUCAGCUGCUACAGUGUCAUACACAGCCACUCAGCACACACCCACCAGCAUCACCCUCACUGUUAACAGAGUCAAACGCAGCAAAGCCAAGAAGAGGAAGAAGAGCACGGAGAAAACACGAGCCGCCCCUAAAGCCAAGAAAGUCAAGGCCUUUAGAGAAGGCUCUAGAAAAUCCUUAAGGAUGAAGAACUCCACCAGUGAAGCGAGCGUGUUGGAUGAGAACACGGCUGAAGGCUGGGAGACGCGUAUUCGUCAGUGGACAGAUCAGUAUGAAGAGGCUCAGACCAAUCAGUACAGUGCUGAUGUUCAAACACUUCUCCAGCUCCAUCACUCUGCCACCAAGAGCUCUCCAAACCCAGCAACCCUCGCUAUGGACACCAUCAACCGCACAGAGCUGGCCUGCAACAACACUGUGUUGAGCUCUCAGAUGCAGUUACAGCUGGGUCGUGUAACACGAGUGCAGAAACACAGGAAAAUCCUGCGAGCAGCACGGGACCUGGAGCCUGACACACUCAUCAUUGAGUACAGAGGCAAAGUCAUGCUCAAACAACAGUUUGAGGUCAAUGGGCACUUCUUUAAAAAGCCCUACCCUUUUGUCCUGUUCUACUCUAAGUUUAAUGAGGUAGAAAUGUGUGUAGACGCACGGACAUUUGGCAAUGAUGCUCGCUUCAUCCGGAGAUCCUGUACACCCAAUGCUGAGGUGCGUCAUAUGAUUGCAGAGGGGAUGAUUCACCUGUGUAUUUACGCAGUUACUCAAAUCUCCAAAGAUUCCGAGGUCACAAUUGGCUUUGAUUACGAAUUUAACAGCUGUAACUACAAGGUGGACUGCGCAUGCCAUAAAGGCAAUCAGAACUGUCCUGUGCAGAAGCAUAAUCAAAACCCAUCUGAGGCGCUUCUACCCCCACCGCAGAACCCACUUCCUUCUCUGCCCGGGGCUGAGACUCGCAGAAGGCGGGCACGGCGAAAAGAGUUAGAGGGAAGUGGGGUAGUUGGGAGCGUGUCUGAUGAUAGCAAUCAGCUCCUGGACGAACACGGGGACCAUGGAACCAGUGAAGCAGAGGAGGGUCUGAUAGACGGUGUGAAGCAAGAGGAGGGCCAAGAUGAGUCUCGAGAAGACCGGAAAUCAGAGGCCAACAUGCAUGUGUUUGAGAAUUUGGAAAGGCGGAGGAAGCGUGUUUCUCAGUGUACAGAACGUACCGGGCUUGAUGACCUCAAACAGGAAGGUCUGGGGCCUGAGGAAGGUGGAGCCUCCUCUCCCACUAACCCAGGUCAAAAUGCAGGGUUGAUUGGAGGAGUUAGCACACGUCGCACAUCUUUUGCAACAGACCCAGUUGCAACGGCUGAGUCAGAAAAGCAAACUUCUGCAAAUCUUGCUGCUCCGAAACCUCCCCCAGCACGUCCCAAACCACGGCCCAAAAGUCGCAUUUCUCGCAAUCGGGCGAGCUCUGCCCAGCGGGCACGCCGCCAGAGGCAGGCUCUUCUAGCACAACAGGCAGCAGAGGCCGGAUCAGCAGGUGGGGAAGAGGGAGGCACCGCAGCUGGUACAGGUGAGCUGGGGCCUGGGGACGGAGCUCUGGGAAUUGGACAGCUUCAGGAUGGAGAAAGCUAUGGAGUCUCAUCCACAGCACUAAGCAGUAAGGCAGGCCUGAGAUGUCCCAAAACAAAAAAGUAUCUGGUGACGGAAUGGCUAAAUGACAAAGCCCCAGAUCGUGUUGAGGAGCCGACAGAGCGGCCCCUGCGCAUUACCACAGACCCCACUGUGCUGGCUACUACACUCAACAUGCUGCCAGGCCUCUCACACUCAUCCCUCAUUUGUACCAACCCCAAACACUACAUUCGCUUCGGCUCCCCAUUCAACCCAGAGAGACGUCGCCGACCUCUUGUCGUUGAUCCCGCUUACGGCUCCUGCAAGAAAAGGUGGAUAAAGCAGGCACAGGAUGAGAGCAUGUCGUCCCUUUCCAUGGAGGAUGGAACAGAGUCCAACUCUUCACACCAAAGCAACAGCAGCAGCACCACCUCCAGAUCUGAGUUACUGGCACCUUUUAAAAAGAGGAAGUCGAAGUAUGCACCAGAAAUGGUGCAACCCUCUGAUCAUUUGCUUCGACCUUUAUCCCCCAUCACACCUCCACUGCCAUCUGAGCCCCCUGUGAGCUUGCUGCACCCUCUCCUCACUUCCUGCUCGCUGUAUUUAGGAGCUGAGGAAGAGAGACAGAAUGGUGGUGUGCCACCAUACUCCCCACUCCCAUCUCUUCCUGCCAGCCGGUGCAAUACACCUCUACAGUUUGAGAAUAUCUCAUCUCCUGAGGCAUCUCCUGUACACAGACCAGAGUCUCUUUCUCCAGAGCCCUGUUUGCGACCAGACUUUGAUACACCACGGAUCACCACCUUUCCUGAACUUUCCGUGACAUCAGCUCUUGGCAGUCCAGCUCCCCCAUCUGACGACUUUCCCCUGACUGGAGCAGAAUCUCUGUCUGGCUCUGGAGAUGGUGUGUGUCUCACACCAGCCCCUGUAUCUAAUGCCAGUGACUCCUCAUUGGGCUCACGCCCAAAUGAGGCACAGGUUCGAGAGCAGGUCUUUAGGACAGAGUUCAACCUCAUCUACACCUGCUCUCCUCUCAAUGCCAACCUGACCACUGGUCCUGUGACUGACAGAAGGCAUUCCCAGUCAGAAGGCAGCUUUUCUCCUGCUGAAUCCUACUUCAGUUCUGUGAGUGGCCAGGGCUUAAUGACCGAGCCGGGGUCUGGUUCCUUUUCACCCUACCCUGAGCCUCAGUUUGGGAGUGGUACACCACCUCAUACCAGCAACCCACCACAGAAGAAGAAGAGGGCCAUGGGAAGUGGCGUUAGUCAGCUGCCAGGCUUGCCUAGUUACCAGGCACUAACUGUAAGGCGUGAAUUCAAGCCAGGGCAGAAUAUGGUAUCUUUGCUGGAAUAUCGAAAAAGAAAACAGGGUACACGGGAACCUGAGCCCGUGUGCUCUGCUGGCGGCACCAUUGGUACCCCUGUGCGCACUGGCUUGCUGUGCCAAACUGCUGAAUCCCCCGUUGGGCCGCGCUCACUGCUGCAGCCACCCGCCUCCCCACACAGCUCCUUUUCUUCUCCAGCCCAUCAGCCAUUCCCACAAAUAGAGGAGGUCAGUCCUCCUGAUCUCAGCACCACCAUAGGGAAUCAUUCACAGACACCGAGCCAUUGGAUGGUGCCAACAUCAGUGGAGAGAUUAAGGGAAGGGCAAGGAGUUCUAGAGCGUGUUCUGAGGGGCAAUAUAAAGAUGGACCGGAUCCUUCAAAAGCCCGAAGGUGGACCUAAUGAGCACGGUAGUAACCGAGAUAAAGAUAUAGAUGGAAUGGAAGAGGAUAGAUAUGCUCUCCAGAGCUCAACUUUGGCUUCCCCAAUGAGAAGUCCUCAAAGUUACAGCCCAUCUGUACACCAACACCAGGUGCAGCCCCAUUUGGCAGAGUCUGAUCUACAUCUGGAAAACUCCACCUAUCACCAGCAAAGUGGCUCUUCUCCUUUUCACCCCUCCUUCAGUUCCUCUCCUUCACCAUCCUCUUCAUCAGUAGUUCAGGGCUACCAUCCUUCCCGACUGGGGACACCUGCUUCUCUAGCCCAAGAUGUGCUCUCCUCCGGACCCCCUUCAGUGGACUCCAGGCAUACAGGGGGCACUUUACACCAUCCUAGUAGAACAGGAGGGAUGGAACUGUCGCAUCUCUACCCAGACAGCCAUCUUAAAGCCAGCCUGUUAAACAACAGUCUUUCAGGGUCUAUGAGUGUGUCCUCCAGAGGCCAGGGCCACUCGGACAGCUGCACUGCCAUUAGCAGCCAGGCCUCUCACGCGUUCAGAACAACCCAGUCACCCACAGUGCGAAACCUAAAAGCAGGCAGCCCCAGUCCCUCAGUGCUGCAGGCCAGCAGGCUUCUCUCAGCCAGUGGAGCACAGCACUACCCACAGCGGCAUUUACAGCAGCCCCCUAUGCAGGGUUCAGGUGUUCGGACACAUUCUGGGACCUACUAGAACUUUUUGUGUGUUUGUAUUUGAGAGCAUGUAUGAGUGUGUGUGUGUGUGUGUGUGUGUGUGUGUGUGUGUGUUACCCUCCUCAACUAAACCUGUGGAUAAGUACUGGGUUAGGGGAGGGUACUUGAUGUACAGACAUCAGAGGAGUAUGGACUCAGCCUCUUGUAAUGAUCGCCUCUUACUUUCUUUAUCUUUAUUGUUUUUCUUUUUUUCUUUCACCAAAAAUCCUGCAUUUCUGCAUUCUCUAAGUAGUCUGUCGUGGGUUUCAUUAUAAACCUGCAAGUCAUUGAAAGUAAUAUAACCAGUAAUGGGGGGGAGAGCAAGAGUUAAAUCAUAUGUAACUUCAAAUUUAACACUCGUGCUUAAUUUACAUUAGUAGGUAAAAAAUUGAAUCAUACACCUAUGCUGAAAUAGAUCAGUGCUGAUACUCUGCAGCCAGGUUGAAAUUGUUAGACCAGUUGGGACAUUUGGUGCUCUUUUAAUUCAUUUUGCUCACUUGUUAAAAUCAAGUCACUCUGCUAUAUCAUUCACUGACAGCUGAAUUUCUUCAAGCAAAAAGAGUUUCUUAUAUACCCAUGUGAACGAAUCUAGGUAAAAUUCAAUCACUUAGUCUCGCUUCUUCCUUAUCAUUCCAUUUAGUCUGUCAUCUGUCACUAGGUUUUUAGCUCCAUCCCUUGGCAUCCAUUUUUCUUUUGUAUAGACUCAUUCUGUAAUACUUGACAAACACAGAUCUUAUGGUGCUGCAGUUAGCUCAGUCUUUGUGUGAACUGACUUUAGGGUUGUCUGAAACCCAGUAACAUGUCCAUUAACAGUUUGUUCUAAUGUAUAGCUGUCAUAUGGGACUGGUUUUAUUUUCAUUUUUAAAACUGGGUUCUAGUAAAUGUUGCUUUGGUUACUAGAAAUGCACGGGACUAUUUUGAAAAAGAAAAGAAAAAAAGUAAGCUGCAGAAAUAUUGUUUUUACUCCGUUAUAGGAUUUAUUCCCCUCACAGUUGUUGAAUCCUGCAGGAUUUUUUUUAUUUUCAUAUUGUUGAGAAUUUAUUUUUCUCUCCCUUUGACCAAUCCUUGCAUUCCAUACACCACUCAAGGAAGGAGAAAGGGAGGUGUGGCUGGAUGGUUUGAUUAGGGCAAAAAAGACAAAUAAUGAAAAGUGGAAAAGAUAGCUGCUGGGGUCUCAUAAGUAUUUUACAUGCAAAGUGCUGCUUUCAGAUGUCUUUUUUUUUUUUUUUUAUACAGAAUGCUGUACUUCUUUUGUCUGUCUGAUAUUCACAAUUGGUGAGGUCACCCAGUUGUGCCAUGAUGACAGAUUGGAACUGAAUUUCAAAACAAAUGCAAUGGAUGCCACUGUUGUAUCUUGGGAACUGUAGUUUUUGUCUUGGAUGUCUGUUGGGUGGACUCAAGAUGGACUAAAUCUACAGUGACCGAGAAAUCAACUGAAACAACUUUUUGUUGGUUUGUUUUUUUCCCCCCUCCUCCCUCAGUUAAAGGACCUUGCAGGAGAUGGGGUAAUGAACAGGUUCAUUUGAUCAGCCUUUGAGAUACAUUUUGACCUUUGGCAUUUUCUGCCAGAGUUCUUUCUCCCCAUUUAGGAAAAGACUCAAGGGUACUCACUGAUUAACAUGAAUGUUUUGUCUUUUCACAGAAGACUUCAAAAGAAAAAAAGAUUUUAUGACCAGAAAUGACCAGCACCUUAAUUACAAAGGAAAAAAAGUUAACAAGCAAGAAAACAUUUAUGUAUGAUCAUGUGUACUUGCAUAAAUUGUGUUAUAUACUGUUCCAAGAAAAUAUAGUACACUAAAUUUGC